Messenger RNA from Drosophila navojoa, 609 nucleotides. RefSeq names its product Dpr-interacting protein lambda (gene DIP-lambda). The record is from RefSeq and is a predicted model, not a curated record. NCBI's taxonomy places the organism in Eukaryota, Metazoa, Arthropoda, Insecta, Diptera, Drosophilidae. Gene Ontology annotation, cellular component: neuron projection.
GUUGGCAAAAGCAAAGUUACACUACACACUUACCUUAAUGCUGGAUGUGCCUGGGUCUGCUCUCGCAAUUUCAGGUUGCUUGGAUUAAAUCAGAUUCAAAAGCAAUACUUGGUAUACAUACACAUAUGGUAUCUCUAAAUCCAAGAUUAUCAGUGACACACAAUGGACACAACACCUGGAAACUUCACAUAUCCCACGUGCAGCUAAAUGAUUCUGGCAGCUACAUGUGUCAAGUGAAUACAGAUCCCAUGAAAAGUCUGUCGGGAUAUUUAGAUGUUGUGGUUCCACCGGAUAUCCUAAACCACCCUGAUGAAAAUAUUAAUGAAGGUGUUAGCACGGAGGGAGGGAGCAUUUCCUUAUUAUGCAGUGCCACAGGUGUACCAGAGCCAAUGGUUCAAUGGCGACGGGAAGGCGGCAAAGAUAUUAUAAUUCGAUCGGAGAGUAGAGACAAGCAAGCAUUCAAAUCGAUGGAAGGGGAGCGACUGACUCUUACUAACGUUCAUCGUACGGAUAUGGGGGGCUACCUUUGCAUUGCAUCGAAUGGAGUUCCCCCUUCAGUGAGCAAACGCUUUGAUGUUCAUGUAAAUUGUAAGUUAUACAAUGGAAAUA